AUGGCCACCGACUCCCCGGACAGUCGACCUACCCUGGAUUUUGACAUGCUGGCCAAUGCAGAUACUCUUGUGAUGACAGGCCGUUCCAGCACCGAGAGCUUUGAAUCUACCUCCAAGGAUUCUAGUAUGCCCGAGAAUCAAGGAGAGCAGGCAGCGCCAGCCGCCAAAGAUUCAGCCGCCCCAGCUUCAGCAGCGGUGCCAUCAGAAGUGCCCCCCACGACUGCAAAGCACGCGGGAGGGGAUCCCAAGGUUGAUAUGGAAGUUGCCAUUACCAACUUUGCCUGUCAUCAAGGUCUCCCAAAGGCUGAGGUCACUGAGGGAAUGGUGCAGCGAUCAAAAGAAGGGGUUUACUACUGGGCAACCCUCAAGCUUGACUGUUCUGCCAGAGGACCUGGCGCUCAGGCAAUGGGGCGCCAGUUCAAGUAUCGCCCUGACAUGAAGGCGGCAUACAAUGUGCUCUUGGACAGCAUGAAAGCCGAUUUCCGGAGGGCCUGGAUUGCAACAAAGUCGUUUGACUUUACUACAACCACUAGGUCGACCACGAAUGCUUUCAGAAAGCGCCGAGAGGAGAUAGGCAGGUUUGUCACAAAGCUUCAGUUGGAAGUCAUCCUAGGAGGCUCUGACAAGGAGGAGGCCACGCAGCAGGACUUCUGCGUCCUCUACAAUGACUGGUUGAAGACGGAGACUUACUUCUGGGUGGAAACCCUCGUGAGUACGAGCUGCACGACGACAUGGAUGAACACAGUCACUGUGGAGUCUAGGGAGGCUGCGCAGGGAUCAUGGACUCAAAAAGUCCAGGAGUGCAAAGCCAUCCGAGCCUUCGCGGCCAUCAAGCAGAAGAAGCCCAAUGAUGUAACCUUGGCUGAGAUUGAGAAGACGGACUUGGGUGUCAAGGGGUACGCUGACUUGUAUGACCGGUGCCCUUCGGCUGCUCCAAAGCCUGGGGGAGAUGGAAGUGCAGCAAAACCUGGAGGCAAGAAGCGCAGCGCCCCAGAGGGCGAAGAGCCGAAGCCAGCAGAUGAUGCCCCAGGAAACCCUGGCAAUGACAAGCCGGGCAAGGCGGCUAAGCGUGACAACACUGCUUCCGUCAAAGAGAAAGAAGUUCGGGAACUGCUAGCGCUCGAGCAGUCAAGUGACAACACGAUGUCCUCUAUCGCUACCUCUAUGGCCCAGGAGCCACAGUGGUGGCUUUGGGCGCGUGAUGCCGUGAACUUGUACAAACAAGAGCGCACCGAGGUUUUGAAGAUUUAUGUCGACAAGCCCUGGUUCCAGGAUUUCAAGGUGGCUGCGCUUUCCCCGAAGGAAACCCAGAAGGUCAAGAAAGCCUUGGGCCAGGACUAUGUGGGGAAACUCGUCGAGUACAUCACGGUUCUAGGACCGAAAAUCCAGUCUAUGGCUCAGGCUGCUUUUCAGGUGGAGCACAUGGCACGGGCGAAGCGGACUACGGCAGAGUCGCUAAAUCAGCGAUCUGCUCCCAAAUCCAAGGCCAAAGCUAAGGGUAAAGCAAAGAGUGGACCAGCCCGCCGGGCCUCAAGCAAAAGCCUCGAGGGAGCCGGCGCAUGA
Messenger RNA from Symbiodinium pilosum, 1563 nucleotides. Lineage: Eukaryota; Dinophyceae; Suessiales; Symbiodiniaceae. The record is from the annotation of a GenBank genome assembly.